UCUCGAUAUCUCUCAUAGCUCGUGCUUCGAGCUUCCUUCUUUCUUUCUGUUCUUUGCGUCAUCGUGUAGCUCUAUUCCUCCUGUGAGCUCCGCGCCUUUUUAUAUCUUCGCAUCUCUGGAAACGAAGACUGAAGUCAGCCUCAAGACACUUAGUUUCUAAAUCCUCACUUGCGGUCGCAAUUAUGGCACCUGUUGCGUUAUCCACGGUUCUGGCGACUCUGUUUGCGAUAGCAGUUGCGCAAACGGAACAAAUCACUUGGUCUGCAAUUACUUUUACCUACCACGGCGAGAAGGUUCCUGAUCUAUACCCGUCACCGUAUUACCUCACGCCAUAUGGUGCGAAUCAGCUUCUCAAUGCUGGACAAAUUGUACGGGAUCGCCACAUCAGUCCACCUGAAAAUGGAUCUCUCAUUACUGGUGCUGCAGUCAUUAAUGGAAUAAGUACAGCUGCUAUCGACAACACUCAGCUAUAUAUCCUAGGCACAGAUGAUACUGUUAUAAGUCAGAGUAUGCAGGCAUUCAUGCAAGGAUUGUAUCCGCCGAGGGAGGCACCGAGCUUCGACCAGUACGAUGUUAUGGCUGAUGGUACCCUCCAACAAUACCCUCUAGAUGGAUAUCAGUACCCCGUAAUGUCGGCUGUCAGCGAACUUGACUUUAAUUAUAUAUAUGUCGCCGGAAAUACGGGGUGCACUACGAACGAUAUCCUAACAGUCGAAACCCUGGACUCGGAUCCCUUCAUUCAAGAAGUGGAAAAUACAGAGAGCUUCUACACUGCUCUGAACAGCUCCAUAUUUUCGGGUUUGCCUAUUGACAUUCUCAACUAUGGCAACGCCUGGGACCUGUAUGAAUACGCCCUCUUCGAAUACACCCACAAUGGCACAAUUGCCAACAGUUCCGAAUUCACAACCACUGACCUCGAGUUAUUGUACUCCCUUGCGUCAGCCCAGCAGUGGACAUUUAAUACGCCUUCUGAAGACGCGACUAUCCAAGCAAUGGCAGGUCGCACAUACGCCUCGAAGGUAUUGGAGCAAUUCAGUCAUAACAUCGCUUCUUCUGGGUCCACUGACAAGUUAUCUUUGCUUUUCGGCUCCUUCGAACCAUUCCUCGGAUUCUUCGCACUUUCAAAUCUCGCAACUGGCCCUUCAGCAGGGAGAUUUAAUUCCCUCCCCCUCCAUGGCAGCACCAUGACCUUUGAGCUCUUCUCCUUUGCUACACCCUCAGAUGGAAAUCUUAGUACUCCAUUCCCUGAUGUUGGGGACCUCAGAGUGCGCUUCCUAUAUAGAAACGGGACUGGGGAUAGUGACACAUUGAUUGAAUACGCCCUCUUCGGGCGCGGGAAUUCCGAGGCAGAUAUGUCGUGGACGGACUUCGUUCAGGGCAUGGGAGAAUUCAGUUUGAAUGAUCUAGUCGAUUGGUGUACUGAAUGCAACACCGCAUCACUUUUCUGCGAAGCUCUUGAGGACAGUCAGUCCACGAAUUCUUCGUCCUCAAGCACUGCGAAUUCAAGCGGUAGCUCUAGAAUCAGUCCUACGAUUGGUGGGGUGAUUGGAGCCGCGGUCACUGUUGCACUGAUGAUCAUCGUGGCUGCUGCUCUGUUAUUGUUCGGAUUCCGACUUGAACAUCGAGGGAACGGUGCCAAGGGCGGAGAUUUGGGUGUGUUGAAGAGGAGUGGAAGUGGAAAUGGUGGUUUCAAAGGUGCAGAGAGAUUGGCAUCUGAUACGGACUUGCGGCUGAAAAGUGGUGCUGGAGCGACUGUCGUCAGACACGAAAGAGUUGGGAGUUGGGAAUUGAAUGAGAGUCCUACCGAUCGCAAGCAUGCGAGUUUGGACAAGGAGAUCGAGAGUGGUGGCAUCACAAGCACCGCGGAUUAUGGACGGCAUAGUGAGGAUGGCCUGGAGCAUGUGAAUCCUGUGAAGCCUUUGGAUCAGGUGUGAGAGUUUGAUAGUUGGGCUGUUGGAGUUUUUCUGAAUUUUCAUGGUUUGAAAUACGGUUAGAUGGUGUGGGAGGACUGGGUUGGCAGCGUUUGGUUUUGAUGCCUUGAUGAUAGCUGAUGAUACCCUUCUUUGUCUCUCACUCUAACACUUUCCCAAUAUAUAGGAUAGGCUAUUUCCAUGAUUAUUAGAUAGCAGGAGUUGGGAAUCCUAGAACCUUUGACAAUGAUACUGUUAUUCUGGGCUCUGAAAAUGUGUACGGU
Molecule: messenger RNA, 2194 nt
Organism: Mollisia scopiformis
Lineage: Eukaryota; Fungi; Ascomycota; Leotiomycetes; Helotiales; Mollisiaceae
Product: histidine acid phosphatase-like protein
Exons: 3
Coding region: 183-1934 (583 amino acids)
Source: RefSeq, a predicted model, not a curated record